AUGUUAAGACUUCUGAUACAAAGAACAUAUUCCAAAACAACAAUACCUCAAAUAUCGAGAAGUUGUGUUUCAUUCUCUUCAAUUCGUCAUAAUACCACUACAUCUUCUACCAACACUAGUAGUUCCACCACCCCGAUCACUAUCAAGACUAACUCAUCCAAAUCUAAAACAAAUGGAACUUUAGUAGAUUCAAACAAAUUUUUGAGAACAACUUAUGAAUCUAUAGAUGAUUAUGGUAGUUAUAAACAUAAUAUAUUCACUCAUAGAUUACCUGAAUCAUCAGCUAAACAAUCACCACCAUUAGUUGCAUUACAUAAUCGUUUACAAUUACCUAAAUCAUUUAAAUUAGCUACAUUAUCACAAUGUCUUAAUUUAAUUACUAAACCAGAAGAAUCUGAUGGAUUAGCUAAUAAUUUUGGAUUAAAUACAUUAGGUAAAUCUUUAUUAUCAUAUUAUGUUACUGAACAUUUAUUAAUUCAUUAUCCUCGAUUACCGAUGAAAAUCCAUCAAGCUGCCGUUGAUUCAUUAAUGGGUAAUUUAGCAUUACUGGAAAUUGGUAAAACUUGGGGGAUUGAAAUUGAUGAAGUUAGUAAAUUGGAUAGAUUUUUAGGUCAAGAAUCAGAAUUUAUGAAAUUUGGUCGAUUAAGAUAUCUUUAUGAUCAAGAUAAAUCUGAUAAAUUUUAUAAUAAUAAUGGUAAUUAUAAAAAUGUUUCCGGGAUAGAAGAAGUUAUAGAUGAACAAGGUAAAUUAUCACAACAAGAUUUAGCUUAUGCUUCUGCGGUUAAAGCUAUAAUUGGUGGAUUAUAUACUCAUUGUGGUGAAUCAGCGGCUAAAGAUUUCAUUAAUGAUCAUAUUUUAUCAAGAAAAAUUCCUUUGGAUCAAAUGUUUGAAUUUAAAAGACCAAUUAGUGAAUUGAUUAGAUUAUGUGAUAAAUUAGAAUUUAAACAACCAGUUAGUAUUAGAUUAAUUGCUGAAACCGGGAGAUUAUCGGCUCAUCCACAAUUUUUGGCAGGAGUAUUUGUUGGUAAUGAUAAAAUUGGUGAGGGAAUUGGAUCAUCUUUGAAAGAAGCACAAAUUAGAGCUUCAAUUAAUUCAUUAUUGGGUUAUUAUUUAUAUUCACCAAUUAGUGCAAAUGGUGAACCAAUAAAAGAACCAAGUGAUUCAGUGGAUUAUAAAUUUGAAGGUAUGAUUGGACUUGGAGAUGUUGCUGUUUAA
Molecule: messenger RNA, 1215 nt
Organism: Candida albicans SC5314
Lineage: Eukaryota; Fungi; Ascomycota; Pichiomycetes; Serinales; Debaryomycetaceae
Gene: MRPL3
Product: mitochondrial 54S ribosomal protein mL44
Exons: 1
Coding region: 1-1215 (404 amino acids)
Biological process (GO): primary miRNA processing; rRNA processing; regulation of gene expression
Cellular component (GO): nucleus
Molecular function (GO): double-stranded RNA binding; ribonuclease III activity
Source: RefSeq, a predicted model, not a curated record